AUGCUUUCCGCACGACCGGACACGAUGUCUGGCUUCCGCGAUGACCACUCUCACGGUCCUGUGCCGGGUGCGCAUCCAUCGCCCGAGAUCAACGUUGCCCGCACCCGCGCCACCGUCCGCGUGCUCGUUCCAUCCGUAGCACUCAUGGUCGGAUUCAUCGGUUGGUGGUUCAUCGGCCACAACGACCGCGACCACCGCAAGGAAACCAUCGACGUUGGACCCGAAGGUUUCAACAAGCUCAAGGGCUCCAAACAUCGCGCUGCCCAACAACUCGCCGACGGCACCAGAAACCCAGACGGCUCCCUCGCAAAGUAA
Molecule: messenger RNA, 315 nt
Organism: Moesziomyces aphidis
Lineage: Eukaryota; Fungi; Basidiomycota; Ustilaginomycetes; Ustilaginales; Ustilaginaceae
Source: the annotation of a GenBank genome assembly